GCAAUUGGUAGUAGAUAGCAAAGCGUCUGUAAGCAGCACGUGUACACGUUGAUUUAGCUAGCUAGUACACCAAUGGACGUGGCCAGUGCUGAUACACGGGCGCCGAUCACGUUCAUAGAACUGCUGCGGAAGCUAUCUUCGCCGGCAGCGUCUAGCAGGGUGAUCGGUAAGAAUAAGUGGGUACAGCUGCAGGCCGGCGGCGGCGCCUACGAGUGCCGGACGUGCGGCCGCCGGUUCGCCACGUUCCAGGCGCUGGGCGGCCACCGGACCAGCCACAAGCGGCCGCGGGUGCGCGCGCACGGCCUCGAUCUCCUGCUCGGCGCCCGCCCAGGCAAGGCGACGGCCCCGGUGCAGUUGCACCGGUGCGGCACGUGCGGCCAGGCGUUCCCCACGCGGCAGGCGCUCGGCGGGCACAUGCGCGGCCACAGCCAGGCCGUGCCCGCCGCCACGUGGACCGAGACGGCCACGUGGUCAUCGACCUCGUGCCUAUCUGGUCAGGAUGACGAUGCCGAUUGGCCUACUUUAAUCCAGUUUAUAUGAGGGAUUAGUGUUAAUUACUGUCUAUAAGUUGGCGUUGCUUUAUUUGAAGUGGAUUCCUUUGCUCUACUCUUGGCCUCUUGGGGAAUGAAUGCACGUGCAUGCGUACGCCUAAUUUACAUUGUAUAAAUGGUUAUUGUAAUAUUCGCCAUAAAAAUUAUAUUGUGAGGGCAAUACGUGCACAUAUGUGAUGUAAUAAAUCAAAGAACUCUGUUUGAAAUCAACUACGUCAGCUGAUCUAUUUCGCUUGGAGAUGUGCCUAAUAAUGACAAAACAAACAACCCUUUUCUCUUUGGUUAGUUUUAAUCAUUGCCCUAGGAGACCAAUAUGA
Messenger RNA from Hordeum vulgare subsp. vulgare (domesticated barley), 868 nucleotides. RefSeq names its product zinc finger protein ZAT11-like. The transcript has a single exon. The record is from RefSeq and is a predicted model, not a curated record. Lineage: Eukaryota; Viridiplantae; Streptophyta; Magnoliopsida; Poales; Poaceae. The coding region runs from base 73 to 540 and encodes 155 amino acids.